This is a messenger RNA of Anopheles arabiensis, 6900 nucleotides long. RefSeq names its product semaphorin-1A. Gene Ontology annotation, biological process: neural crest cell migration; axon guidance; semaphorin-plexin signaling pathway. Bases 2018 to 4480 code for a protein of 820 amino acids. The record is from RefSeq and is a predicted model, not a curated record. Lineage: Eukaryota; Metazoa; Arthropoda; Insecta; Diptera; Culicidae. The transcript is spliced from 8 exons. Gene Ontology annotation, molecular function: chemorepellent activity; semaphorin receptor binding.
CUCUCACCACUCCAAGUGCACGGGUGAAGGGCCCGCGUCGUCUGUGUGCCGUGUGUUUGAGUUCGAUUUUUUUGUUUAGCCGGCAUUUUCGGAUAAAGCAACCGAGACAAACAAAGUGCGAUUUUCAUUCACCGCAGGUUCUGGUGACAGUAAGUGCGUGUGUGUGUAAAGAAAAAAAAAUAAAAUAAUUGUUUGCGCAUAGCAAGAAGUGGUAUUAAUCAAAAUAGCCUUUCAACGGCCGGCGCAUAUCGAAAGCAUCUUUGACUUGCUAGUUGCAUAGACAAGUGAUCAGUGCCGGUGGUCAGUGAACCAGACCCGAUACAUCGAAAAGAAAGGAUUCAAACCGAUCCUUAGUGCCGCGGUAAACAAAAACAAACUACCAUCUUUUGCAGCAUCUCACGUCCAAGCAAGUCUACACAACACAAUCGUUUUGGUGGGUCGUAAAACGGUGACGAGCGCAAAGGGCACAGGGCACAGAGCAGUCAGUGAACGUGAAAACAAGCAAAGGAAAAGAAAAGGAAAAAAGGAAUACACACAAACGACCAGUGAAGCGGUAAGAAAUAUAUCGUAAAACGAUAGUGUAAAACGGAGGAAAGAAAAAAGCCUGUCAAGACGCACCAGGAAACACAAAACGAUCGAAAAACUCGUUUUUCAUUGCGAGCCAGCGCGCGCGUGUGUGUAAGUUGCGGUAUGAAAGAGUGUACGAGUGUGCGUGCGCGUCGUGUUUGAUUUAGGCCUCACGCUUGUAACGAUCGCCGUUGGUGGGAAGGAGACCGAGCGCGACCACAAAACACGUCUGCCAGAGUGAGAAAAAGCAAAAGAGUGAGCGAGCAAACGGUGCGGUGAGCGCGUUCUGAUCGAAGCAGGGCUUGCAGCAAUCCAGCCGCGAUCGAUCAAGAUUAUGCUUAAUUUCUUUCUCGUUCUUUUCGUUGGCGAUCAAUGAAACCCGUCCCCGUGUUGGUGUGUGCAGAAUUGAUGAAACAAGCAACAUAUCACAGGCAAGCAAUAAAGUAAAUUAAAAAAAGAAACACCAAAAACCAAACACGAGCGACAAAAAAAGUGCCUUUUAUGAGAAAUUGUGCCCGCGUUAAGUAAAGUGCAACGUGACGAUAAGUUGUUCUCUUGUGCAACCCAAACUGCACGUACCCGUGUGUUUGUGCCCGGGGUGUAUCUGUGCCGUGGAUGUGUUUUAUAUUGAAUUACAACAAAAAAAAGUGAUACUGAAAAGUGCAAACAACACACAAAGCGAGAUGAAAUUUGAUUCGUUCGUUUAAUAAAAAGAAAAGGAAAGAGUAAGAAGUGCUAUUUGUCUCCUGGGUGCAGGGCAGUUUGGUCUCGUUUCGAUGUCGAAAUCUGUCGCCCUUUAUUUUAUUAUUUGCUGAGGUAGAGGAAAAAACAGCGACAGCAAAACAAUAAAGCAACACAGUCCCCUAACUUGUGCGGCAAACAAGAAGCGCGUGAUCGCGUUUUUGUCGAUCGAGGAAAAAGAAAAGCGAAACCGAGAUACAUUGAAGGUGCAAUUAUAUAGGCUCACGCCAGCACACCCAAAGCGUGCACCAGGGAAAACUGCCCAACUAAAAGCGAACAAAAGAAUCGCGCGAGACCGAUCGGCCGAUGCAGUGGACCGUUGCCCAGUCAUAACAGAACACACCGGCAGAGUGAGUUGAGUGUGUGCCGCCAGCGAGCGCGACUUGGAAGCAAAACAAUUGUGAGAGAAUACGGCAGCAGAGGAGUGAUCACCAAGGGCCAGAAUGGAAGCGAACAGGCGGUAACAUUUGCUCUUGCUGAAUGUUAGACCUAAUGAUCGCUGUGGCUCACAGACAGGCUGUGUGUGUGUGAAUGUUUGAGAGUUCAACGUAUAGAAAUGAGUGUAGCUUUGUGCGACUAACCGCAAACCGAUCACUUCCAUCGCACGAUCUCUCAGGCAAGUGAAGAGCGAAUUAGCCAAUUCCAUUGUAGUACCUGUGCCCCGUCUAAACGAAACGUGUGCCCCGAGAAGCGGCACAAGUGCCCGAAGAUGUUGGACACGAUAAGCAGGAGACGGAAGGACGACGAACAACCACACACAACGAACGGUGGUGGUAGGAGGCUGCCGCUACGCAGUACCCACCGGACGAUGCACCUGACGGAAGGCGUUCUAGCGGCAGCAGCACUGUUCAUCAUCAGUCAGUGCGUCGUACGCGUUGACAGUUGGGUGCCAGAUGUCCAGAGCAAGAUACGCAUCCCAUACGAUGCUACCGUGCCGUCCUUUUUCGGCAACAGUACCGAUUACUUCAAGCUGCUGGAUGCGAACGAGCAGUACAUACUGAUCGGCGCCCGGAAUGCGGUGUACAACAUCUCGAUCGAUCGGCUGGUGGAGCUGCCGGGCCAGCGGAUCAGCUGGCCAUCGUCCGACGCCCACCGGGAGCUGUGCACGCUAAAGGGCAAGCACGAGCAGGACUGCCAGAACUACAUCCGCGUGUUUGCGCGCAUCAAUGCGAACCGCAUCAUGGUGUGCGGGACGAACUCGUUCAAACCGCUGUGCCGCUACUACAACGUCCUGCCGGGCAAUGGGUCGCUGGUGUACGAUAACAACGAGCUGGAAGCGCAGGGCCGCUGCCCGUACAAUCCGCAGCAUAACAGCACGUACGUGUACACCGAUGGGCAGCUGUACUCGGCUACGGUGGCGGACUUUUCCGGCGCGGACGCGCUGAUCUACCGGGAGCCGCAGCGGACGGAGCAGUUUGACAGCAAGCAGCUCAACCAGCCCGCGUUUGUCAGCGCGAUCGAGUACAACGGGUACGUGAUGUUUUUCUACCGCGAGGUCGCGAUGGAGUACAUGAACUGCGGCAAGGCCAUCUACUCCCGGGUGAGCCGGGUGUGCAAGAACGAUAAGGGUGGACCGUACCCGUUCCAGGACAAGUGGACCUCAUUCCUGAAGGCACGCCUAAACUGCUCCAUUCCCGGCGAAUAUCCGUUCUACUUCGAUGAGCUUCAGGCGACCACGAACGCGAUCAGCGGCACGUACGGCGGUGUGCGGAACAAGAUCAUCUACGGCAUUAUGACGACGCCGGAAAACGCCAUCGGCGGAUCGGCCGUGUGUGCCUUCUCGGUGGAGGACAUCAUGGAAGCGUUCGAGGGACCGUUCAAGGCGCAGCGCGACAUCCAUUCGAACUGGCUGCAGGUGCCGCCGAGCGCGGUGCCCGAACCGCGCCCGGGCAAGUGUGUGGACGAUAGCCGUACGCUGCCGAAGGCGCUGGUCAACUUCGUCAAGACGAACAACCUGAUGGACAGCUCGGUACCGUCGGUACACUCGCGGCCCGUCUUUACGCGCGUCAGCCUGUACUAUCGCCUCUCGGCGAUUGCGGUCGAUCCGCAGGUGAAGGCACUGGACGGCCAGCGGUACGAUGUGAUCUUUGUCGGCACGAACGACGGCAAGGUGAUCAAGUUCGUGAACAUCCUGUCGGCCAACACGUCGGACGAUGUGCGUACGGUGGUGAUCAGCGAGACGCAAGCGUUCCCGCCCGGUACGAAGAUCAACGAGAUGACGAUUUCGAAGAAGAACGCGGCCCUGAUCGUGAUCAGCAGCGGGAAGAUCAUUUCACUGCCGCUGCACACCUGCAACGAGCACAGCUUCAAGACGUGCCGCAAGUGUUUGGAUCUGCAGGAUCCGUACUGUGCGUGGGACGACCUGAAUCGGGACUGCAAACCGAUCGACGAGGUGCAUGCGUCCGGGGCGCCAAUCGAUCAGUUCUACCAGCGGUUGGAUGGGGAGCGCAUCGGGGAGAUUUGCAGGAAGUACGACCAUCAGGAGCCGACGGUGCACACGUACGAGGAUAACGAUGUGUACACGCGGGUGGAUGGGUCCGGGGCGGUGGAAAAGCCGGACAAAUCGUUCGACCAGCGCAAUGUGCUGAUCGUGCACGCGAACCAUGGUACGGUGUCGUCGGUGGGGCCGGAAGAUAUCGACAACGAGAUAUCGAUGUCGUCGGUGGAAGGUGACGAGCAAAUGAACCGGAUCAUCAAUACGCUGCAGUACCAGCCGAAGCCGGAUACAUUCGUGAAGCAAAAUGUGCUAUCGGCAACACCGAACCUGAUAUCGCUACUGUUAGGUUUCAUCGUGACCGUGAUGGUGAGCGUUGGAGUGGGCUGUCUCUUCAUGCGCCACCUAAUGCUGAAGAAAGGGCAGGGAGGAUGCGAGCACCGCAAUCAGCUGCACUGGCAAAGCGGCAAAAGCCUCUCGAUGCUGUCCCAGACGCGCACGAGCGGCAAGGACGUGAACCUGCUGAUGAACACGACCAACCAGUACCACACGCAGCAGCAAGCGAUCGUGCAGCAGCUGCAGCAGCACCAUCAGAACAACUGCAAGGAUAAUAUCGACUUUGACUACAAGGACCGCAGCGUGGAGUGCAAAAACUCGACGGAAAAUCUUGAGAAGGACAUCAGCAAAGGGAUGGGCACGCUGCAGAAGACUCGCCACUUGAAGACGUUUAAACCGUAAAACAAGGGAAACGAGCCCGUUCAGACCGAACCAAGUGUCAAUUUUGAUGCACUCCAAUAGCGCUCGGGGAAGCAUCCGCAAGAGAGUGUGUCUGUGUGUUUGUAACCUGCAUGCAAAAAACGAAAUAUGCCAACCAAAACCGAAAUCGAAGAGAAGCAGCUCGUGCGAAGUCAGCUUUUUUCUUCUAUAUUGUAAAUGUGUGCCCCCCAACCAGAAGACGGUAGUCAGUCCAGUUUUGAUCGAGGAAAGUGACACGAGAGUGAGACUGUGUGCCUAGCACGAAAACAGACGAAGAAUCCUCCCAUUGCAAAGUCCUUUAUUUGGUGCGUUGAUGAGAUGAAACGCACCUCCCCCCCCCCCCCCUUUGCACAGAAAGUGCCUCCAGCGCCGGUUGUUGUGGGUUGGCAGGGCAGGGAGGGGGAGCCAGCUGAACGAACACCCCCGCCUUCCCAGCGUCUAGCGUCAACGUUCUGCAACUGCGAAUUCGUUCUUGCGAAAACUUAUGCGUUCCAAUCAAAAAGCGAGCCGAGCUCGCGUCGUUUAGGAGAUAAGAAGGUAAACAAAAAAUUGUAAAAAACAUACAGUAUCCCCACGAAAGGAUACGAACGGGGACGGGCAGGGUGGUCCAGCAUCCCCUCGGGCGUGUCCCCCCCUUUAUCACAUGCGAGAGUUGAGCUGCCAGGAGGAAGAGAGGCAGUAUGGUGACGAUAUUUGAACAAUUCUUUUCAUUACAUUAAUGACCAUUAAUUUCGAGUAAGCUUAGGGCAGGUAGAGAUUAAAGCGAAGGAUUCCCUGUACAGAGUAAAGGAAAAGAAAGGAAAAAAGCCCGCGAUAAUAGGACCUAUCAGUAGCGCAGCGUACGAGCAAUACAGAUCGCGCUGUAAUGUUAGUGAAUGUUUUUUUAAACUUCUUUAUACAAUAUCGAUGAUAAUGGAUAAUGUUAUGUUACAAUGAAGCUCUCCCACGUCUAUAGGUUAAUAACGAUAUCAUUAUGUCGACCGUAAACAAUUACAGCUGUACAAACGAAACAAAAACCGAAACCGAUUACAAAUAGCUAUGAAGCAGAGGAUGUCCGUAUUUCCAAACUCCAAGGGGAGCAAUGUUCGGCGCUAACGUUGAUACGUUUUAUUUAAUUAUUUUGCUCAAGAAUCUCUGUCAAGAAACAGUACUGAAUGUACUGUUGGUGCAAGCAAAUGCUGACAAAAAAAAAUACUCCUUCAACUGUUACACGUGUUUAGCCGUUUCGUUUCGGAUACGUUCGGUACGUUUGUGUUUGUUUGUUUAUUGUUUUUUUUUUUAAAUCGUAUUAGCCCACCUUAUUUUUUGUUCUGUUUUACACUUUGAAACAACAAACGUCCGAAGGAACAAACGAGCAAGCAACACAGUGGCUUUAAGUUUUAAGCGUGAGAUGAAUUAAUGUAUGCCAUGUUGAUUGCAAAACCCAACAAAUAGGCAGCAAACACGUGAUGCAUCACACGAAUGCUUGCAAUAAUAGUGGAACAAAAACAUAGAUACGUCAUUUAUACAGUAACGGAAACAUUAUAAUAGGAAUAGGCAUUUGCGCGCUAGCCGAUGAAGGAUGUAGUGAUAAAAAAAGGCAAUGGAACACGGCGAUAAGCCUAAGGAGAAUGGAGAAGGAUGGCGAAACAGGCGAAACAAUGUGAUAAAAAUGAGUAUUUUAAUUAUUUUUUUUCGAGCCUCAACGUCUUCUCCAAAACGAUUGUAAACGAUUAUGUGUGUGUGUGUGCGCGAGAAUUGUAUGGAUGUGUUUUAGUGUAGUAAGUGUAUGUGUGUGUAUGUGUACGUGUAUGUGUGCGUGAGCGUAAUAAUUGUUACAACUUGCAGUAGCUAGUAGGGACGACGUAACGCUGAUUUUAAUAGUGAAAGAGCUGCCGCCUCAUGUCAUUAGUAAAAGAGCUUAUGCAGAAAUGUGCCCAACCCUUCCCUGAACAGUUCUGAGUUUAACUAUUUAAAUAAGCAAAACAACAACAAAAACAAUAUGCCUUCAACAGACUUUCCGGAGAAAAGAUACUCCACGAGCACGAGGGCAAACGACGCUUGCUCUCCUGGACAGUGUUUUUGGGAUUCCAAUUAGUGCCUGGUGGUAUAAGCUGCAAGCAAAACAAAGGAUACCAACAAGCAGCAGUUAAUAGCAAACAAAUGAGUCUUUUGGAGGGGCUACCGGCUAAUUAGCGAUAAGGUGAAAAGUGCAACUAGCGAUAGUAAUAACUAGCAAUAGGGAAUAUAAGGAAGGAACAGAUAAGAUAAGGAAUUCGUAACAGACUCUCAACAAUCAGUGAAAAGUCCAUCGAUAGCGUUUGAAAGCGAUAUACAUGAUGCAAACAUAGUAAUGGUAAACAGCCCGUGGUCUUACUGUAAAUAUACUUGGACGAUCGAAAUAAAAAGUGAAUAAAUUGUGA